Molecule: messenger RNA, 538 nt
Organism: Cajanus cajan (pigeon pea)
Lineage: Eukaryota; Viridiplantae; Streptophyta; Magnoliopsida; Fabales; Fabaceae
Source: RefSeq, a predicted model, not a curated record
GAUCUUUCUUUUACUUGAAACAUCACAACCAAAGUACAUAAUAUUGAAUUAGAUUGUUAAGACUCUAUUGAGAGAAAUGGCAAAAAAUGGGAUUCAAACUGUUGGAGUGAUGAUUAUAGUCAUGAUUAUGCUAACAUUUGCACAAGCUGAUGUAUAUCCAACAUCUUCCCACAUUAAACCAGACAAUUUUUUUGGAAGGCUUAAGUGUCUUGGCAAAUGUGCUGCAGAAUGCAUUAUUGUUGCAAAAUUCAAAGCUUUGUAUCCAGUAUGCGUUGCUACUUGUACUUCAAAAUGUAAUGGAAUGCCAAUUGAUGUUGCUAUGGAUUGUAUUAGUAGUUGUGACAUGAACAACUCCAUUAACAUCGAUACUGAUGCUCUUGGGGUGACCUAUUUGGUGAAUUCUUGCUUGCAAGCAUGCAAGAAAAAGGAAUAAUACAUUAGAAGAAUCACAAAGAAAAAUGUUCUCGGUAGAAAUGAUAUUUAAAUAUUAUUGUAAUAAACAAAUUUUAAAUAAUGACUAAUGUUGGUUAUUUAUUUU